UUGCAGGCAAACUGAUGGGAAUUUAAGAGGAAUAUUUCAUCUGUGGGCUUUACUUUCUAACAGUUAAUGUGUUCAUCACCCUCUAAACACUUUAAAACAACUCAAUAAUGUUUUGAAAUUUUUGUCUGUCAUCUUUAUAAACUUCUAUAACUUAUGCUUACUGUUAUGGGUCCUGAGAAAACCUAACCUGGGCAGAGUGUUUUGAAUUAUACGCACUGAUCAUCCAGUACAUAUCAUAAUAGUCUUAGUUGUAAAUAUCUUUAGUUUUUUUUAGAAUCGAGCAUCUCAUGCAAUGACAUGUAUUGAACGAUCUCUAGACACUUACAGGGUGUUGAAAACAGCUCAAAGAUUUGCACGAGUGAACGCAGAUUGUUAGAUGCCUCAUUUAUUGCAGUGGGCAGGAAGAACAGAGACAAAAUUCCACAGAGCCCUGUUCUUUCUCAGGACUGUCGUAGAUAGAAGAUUAGACAAGAGGGGCGACUGCUGCGGGCACGACUGUGUACAUCAGUUAUAGCCGGCUGUUUAUAGCAGGUUUGGGGAUGUCAGUUUCUGUACGCACUUAGUAGCUUAUAACUUUCCAGCUUCGACGAAAUGAAUCAGCUAAGUCCAUCACAUGGAAAUCUGUCUCAAUCUCGAAUAAAUGAAAAACGGAUAAGGAGUCGAGAUAAUUUACUGAUAAAUGCUGAUUUUAGUGAGGAAAAUUACUGCGGUUACCACGGACUUCAACAAACGCAGAGUAACAGUGACAGUCAUGUUCUGGCUUGGCAGAAUCUGGCAAAGAGUAGGAGGCAGGCAGUGCGAGGGGCAGCCUACAUGUUUAAUCCAGAACCUUACAGCCUCACUGCGGUGGAAGAGCGUUUCCUCGAUGCAGCUGAAUAUGGAAACAUCCCAGUGGUACGCAGGAUGCUGGAGGAGAUACCUGAUCUCAAUGUGAACUGUGUGGACUACAUGGGCCAGAAUGCACUGCAGCUAGCUGUGUCGAAUGAGCACCUGGAGGUAACAGAGCACUUGUUGAAGAAACACAAUCUUGCUCGAAUUGGAGAUGCCCUAUUGCUCGCCAUAAGCAAAGGCUACAUCAGGAUUGUGGAAUCCAUUUUGAGUCAUCCGGCCUUUUCUGAUGGUCACAGACUGACAGUUAGCCCCGGUCAGGUCGCAAUGCUGGAUGACUUCUUUGCCUAUGAUGAGGAUGGUACACGCUUCUCCCAUGAUGUCACUCCAAUUAUCCUUGCUGCCCACUGCCAUGAAUAUGAGAUAGUGCACACACUCCUUAGGAAGGGUGCCCUCAUUGAGCCACCUCACGACUACUUCUGUGACUGUGACACCUGCAAUUACCAUCAGAAGUAUGACUCCUUUAGUCAUUGCCGCUCACGCAUCAACGCCUAUAAAGGCCUUGCCAGUCCAGCUUACCUCUCUCUGUCCAAUGAGGACCCUGUGCUGGCAGCUCUGGAGCUCAGCAAUGAGCUUGCCACCAUGGCCAACAUUGAGAAAGAAUUCAAGAAUGAUUACAAGAGACUAUCUAUUCAGUGCAAAGACUUUGUUGUGGGGCUUCUCGACUUGUGCCGAAGCACAGAGGAAGUGGAGGCCAUUUUGAAUGGCGAAGUUGAUGAAAGUCUUGAGGUACCUGGGCGACCUAGUCUCAUCAGACUAAAACUGGCAUUAAAAUACGAACUGAAAAAGUUUGUCGCCCAUCCAAACUGUCAACAGCAGCUACUAUCCAUCUGGUAUGAACAUGUCUCUGGACUGAGACAGCAGACAACAGCAGUUAUGGUAUUGGUUGUUCUAGCUGUUGCAAUUGGUCUGCCAAUCCUGGCCAUGGUGUAUUGGAUCGUACCAUGCAGUAAGUUGGGGAGGAUUAUGCGUGGUCCUUUCAUAAAAUUUGUGGCUCAUGCAGCUUCCUUUACAACGUUCCUCGGCCUUCUUGUGCUAAAUGCUGCAGACCGUUUUGAUGGAACGAAACUCUUGCCAGACAUGACGGCCCAUGAUUGCCCCACCCAGUUGUUUCGGAUGAAAACAACCCCUUUCACUUGGAUGGAAAUGCUUAUUAUUUCCUGGGUCAUAGGAAUGAUUUGGGCAGAAUGCAAGGAGAUUUGGUCCCAGGGGCCAAGAGAAUAUCUAUCUGAGCCAUGGAACAUGUUGGAUUUUGGAAUGUUGGCCAUUUUUGUGACAUCAUUUAUUGCACGAUUCAUGGCAUUUUGGCAUGCGUACUCAGCACAGAGUUACGUUGACACCCAUUACACUGAUUUGACGAAUGUAACUCUACCGACAGAGAUUGAGUAUUUCCAGCUAGCUCGCGUUGACUGGUUACCCUCCGACCCUCAGAUAGUGUCAGAGGGUCUGUAUGCCAUUGCAGUGGUUCUGAGUUUCUCAAGGAUUGCUUACAUCCUGCCAGCCAAUGAGAGCUUCGGGCCACUGCAGAUAUCCUUGGGAAGAACAGUGAAAGAUAUCUUUAAGUUCAUGGUGAUAUUCAUCCUGGUAUUUUUAGCAUUCAUGUUUGGCAUGUUUAAUCUCUACUCAUAUUACCUUGGAGCCAAACAAAAUGAAGCCUUCACAACUGUGGAGGAAAGCUUCAAAACAUUAUUUUGGGCAAUAUUUGGACUAUCAGAAGUCAAGUCAGUGAUAGUCAACAAUGGGCAUAAAUUUAUUGAGAACAUUGGCUAUGUCCUCUAUGGAGUAUACAACGUUACUAUGGUUAUAGUUUUACUCAACAUGCUCAUUGCAAUGAUGAACAAUUCAUUUCAAGAAAUUGAGGGUGAUGCAGAUGUCGAAUGGAAGUUUGCUCGAGCCAAACUUUGGUUCUCCUAUUUUGAGGAAGGCAGAACACUUCCAGUUCCUUUCAACCUGGUGCCAAGCCCGAAGUCUGUGCUGAAACUAUUCAUGGGGAUCAAAGCACUUUUGCUGGGCUUGAUUCAUAGACAAUGGACCAUGGAGAAGGGUGAAUCAGAGCUGAAUGAGCUAAGUGAAAGGAGAAAAGACUCACCAACAGAUCCAAGCCCAGAUUGUCCAAGUCGAUAUCAGAAGAUUAUGAAACGCCUUAUCAAGCGUUAUAUCAUCAAAUCACAAAGCGAUAAAGAGAGUGAUGAAGUCAAUGAAGGGGAACUUAAGGAAAUUAAACAGGACAUUUCCAGCUUGCGUUUCGAGUUGCUGGAGGAGAAAUCUCACAAUUUGGAGGACCUUGCAAACCUUAUUAGGCGUCUCGAAGAGAAGUUGUGAUGUCAACCUAGAAACUGCUAAUUUGAUCUAUGACCAACUGCCAACUUCUGGAAAUGGCGUGGUGUGGCUUGAGGACAAGCACCUGAUACUUUUCCAUUUCAAGUAAAAAUGUUACCAUGGACUUGUUGCUGUUAUAGAGAUGGUUACCUGCGGUGCAGUGCCUUGGGCACAUGCUCUAGUGAGUUUUGUACGUCUGAAGUUUCGGGUCCCUCUCCCCCUCUCAUUUAAGGGUGGGUAACAAAUGUGCACACGUGUACAACAAAAAACCUAAAGUAGUAUGUUGUGUGCAGGCUAGCUGUUAAGUAUGUGAGACUCCACAGGUUGUUUCAUGAGAAAUAUUUGCAGUGUGGAAAGAUUACACCGUUUUUACAGUCUUGGUCACAAGAAAACUGGAUUUUACAGUUGUUUUAUAGUUUACACUGUCCAUUAUAAAUAUUAACAAUGUGACCAAAGCACAGACAGACUGCAAAUUUGACCAUAUUUAUACAAAGCAUAUUCAGUGAAACGUUUAGAUGCUAGCUGUUUACAGAUGUCCUUCAUUCAUGUAUACAAUACAUAUUUUUUUGGUAUGUAAAUGAAUGUAAGAAAUAUUUCAACUGAUUACUUGCAAUAUAUUUGUAUGAUAUUAUUUGUUUUCUUUAUUAGGAAUAUAUUUUGCAAGAUUUUUAUGUAUAUCAUGUAACCCUCUAUCCUUAGGUGGCUUUGUCUGGUUGUCUGCGGAUUACUGAGCACAUAAAUCCACGUCUAAAUAAAGAAUGGAUUUGUUUUCCACA
Clupea harengus (Atlantic herring) is the source of this 3983-nucleotide messenger RNA. It is a transcript of the gene trpc6a, whose product is annotated as transient receptor potential cation channel, subfamily C, member 6a. Gene Ontology annotation, molecular function: store-operated calcium channel activity; protein binding; inositol 1,4,5 trisphosphate binding. Gene Ontology annotation, biological process: regulation of cytosolic calcium ion concentration; calcium ion transmembrane transport; single fertilization. The record is from RefSeq and is a predicted model, not a curated record. NCBI's taxonomy places the organism in Eukaryota, Metazoa, Chordata, Actinopteri, Clupeiformes, Clupeidae. Gene Ontology annotation, cellular component: cation channel complex; plasma membrane.